AUGGGAAGUCCUUUAACCCAUCAUGCCAGCCCCUUGUGCGCAGAUGCUCAGGUGGGCAUUGGGGUGGUGGCGCUGCGAAAGGUGACAUCUUCUGAGGGCAGUUCUGGAGAGACUGAGGUGCUACUGGUGCGCCGAGCAAAGGCACCAGAAGUGGGAAAGUGGACAUUUCCUGGCGGCAGCCUGGAAGUGGGCGAGACAAUGGUCGAGUGUGCUGUGAGAGAGGCAUAUGAGGAGACUGGCUUGAACCUGCGCAAUGAUCCGGAGACAGCUGGAGCGGUUGAGGAGAGGGAAGGAGGCCUGUCGAGUGGCCUUGAGGUGCCGACGCCUUUUGCAGCUGCAGAUGUGAUUGUCUAUGAGGACAGCGGACGCCUGGCUUUCCACUAUGCCAUUGUCGAGAUCAUGUUUGACAGGUGGCAGCUGUUCCAGUGGAUCCUAGUGCUCCCUUGGUACCUGGUGGUGAUGUGGAUGGAGCUCAACCUCACAAAGAACUCGGCCAAAAUUGCCGAGGAGGCUGCAUGGAGAUUUGCAGCCGCUCUUUGA
Coccomyxa subellipsoidea C-169 is the source of this 540-nucleotide messenger RNA. RefSeq lists its product as hypothetical. Lineage: Eukaryota; Viridiplantae; Chlorophyta; Trebouxiophyceae; Coccomyxaceae. The transcript has 6 exons. The record is from RefSeq and is a predicted model, not a curated record. Gene Ontology annotation, molecular function: hydrolase activity. The coding region runs from base 1 to 540 and encodes 179 amino acids.